AUGUUUGAGGAGUUUAAGAAAGCCAUGCCAGGUGGCGAACCUAAAACGAUCAUCACAGAUCAAGAUGCGGCAAUGAGCAGAGCGAUUUCAAUAGCCUUCCCGACUACAUUUCAUCGACUUUGCAUAUGGCACAUCACAUCAAAGUUCUCUGUUAAGUUACCACAUUCUGCUUAUAAGGAGUAUUGGGGUGAAUUCCAGAAAGCCAUAUGGGAUACUGACAAUAAGGAUGAGUUUGAUGCAAAAUGGAAUAUUGUGGUUACAAAGGCUGGUUUGACUGACCAUCCAUGGGAAAAUUCGUUGAUGGAUUUCAUAAUAAGAUUUGAGAGGGCACUUUCUCAUCAACGUCAAAAAGAGUUAGUUGCUGAUCACGUAGAUGCAUUUGAAGUGGCUCAAUGUAUUCUACCGAUGCCAAUGAACAAACAAAUGGCUACCUUGUACACAAGGACAAUGUUUCAAAAGUUUGAGCAAGAACUAAUACAAAGUACAGCAUGUUUCCUAGAGCUGAAAACAGAGGAUGCUUCUAAAGUUGUCUUUAAUGUGAGCGAAAGGAAAAUUGGGAAACAAGAGUGGCAGAAGUCAAGGGACCAGAUUGAAUAUAUGCCCGAUAAAUACAUUUUGAAGAGGUGGAAGAAAACUGCGAAAUUUGGAUUGGUGUCAGAUGCAAAUGGCAACGAAAUUAAAGACUCUGCAGAUCCUGGUCUUUUAAUAAAGCGGAGUACAAUGUCCCGACUUGCUUCAGAUGUGGUUGAGGAUGCAUUAAUGUGUGAAGAAGGAUGUGAGCUACUGUCAAAGACUCUAAAAAGUUUGCAGGUGAAGUUGAAGUUGUUGAAGGAUGGACCAAGUAAUAACGAAGUUGGAGGGUCCAGCUCUCAAACACAAUAUAUGAAAGACCCUAAGAGAGUAAGGUGCAAUGGAGGGUCGAAACGAGUAACGGGAGCAAAGGAAAAGGCAAUGAAGCGAGGGAUUAGACACUGUCGGGAGUGUGGACACAUUGGUCAUGAUAGAAGACAAUGCCCAAGAAAUUUGAACACACCGACAUCACCGUCGAACAAUGACGAAUCAACUCCAAUAGAUCUUAGUGACCCAUUAUUUGACGAAUUUUACAGGAUGCACGGACCAACUCAAUGA
Prunus armeniaca (apricot) is the source of this 1128-nucleotide messenger RNA. NCBI's taxonomy places the organism in Eukaryota, Viridiplantae, Streptophyta, Magnoliopsida, Rosales, Rosaceae. The record is from the annotation of a GenBank genome assembly.